Molecule: messenger RNA, 1253 nt
Organism: Andrographis paniculata
Lineage: Eukaryota; Viridiplantae; Streptophyta; Magnoliopsida; Lamiales; Acanthaceae
Product: GDP-fucose transporter 1-like
Exons: 1
Coding region: 124-1164 (346 amino acids)
Cellular component (GO): Golgi apparatus
Molecular function (GO): antiporter activity; GDP-fucose transmembrane transporter activity
Source: RefSeq, a predicted model, not a curated record
AGUGAGGUGAUUUGCGCGCUUUCUGCUAUUUAGGCAAGGGAUCCGAUUUCUAGGGUUUCAAUUCUCUCACCCAUCGAUCGAUUGAUUGCGGUUUGGUUCGAUUGCAGCUUCAAGGAGCCUUCAAUGGCUCCGAUCCCGAUCCGAUUGGAGGCGUCUCGGCAAACCUACGCAACCAGCAGUUUGGUGAUCGGCUACGCUCUCUGCUCCAGCUUGCUCGCCAUCAUCAACAAAUUCGCCAUUACCAGAUUCAAUUACCCCGGCCUCCUCACGGCGCUGCAGUAUCUGACCUCCGCUCUCGGCGUCUGGAUCUUCGGCAGGUUAGGGUUUCUGCAACACGAUCCGUUCACUCUAGAAACCGCGAAGAAGUUCCUUCCUGCAGCAUUCGUCUUCUAUCUAGCGAUCUUCACCAACACGAAUCUCCUCCGCCACGCCAAUGUGGAUACCUUCAUAGUUUUCCGGUCGCUGACGCCGCUGCUCGUCGCGAUCGCCGACACAGCUUUCCGGCGGCAGCCGUGCCCUUCCAAGCUAACCUUCCUUUCAUUGGUGAUCAUAUUGGGCGGCGCCGCCGGGUACGUCGCCGCCGACGACGGAUUCACCCUGACGGCGUACUCCUGGGCAUUUGCCUAUUUGGUGACCAUAACAACAGAGAUGGUGUACAUAAAGCACAUGGUGACCAAUUUGGGGCUCAACACUUGGGGCUUUGUGCUCUACAACAAUCUGCUGUCAUUGUUGAUAGCACCUCUGUUUUGGUUUCUAACAGGGGAGUAUGCAGAGGCAUUUUCGGCGGUGUCGUAUUUGUCGAGCGCCGGGGAAUUGUUCGAGCCGGUUGCAUUCUCGGCAGUGUCAUUGUCUUGCGUGUUCGGACUGCUGAUUAGUUUCUUCGGUUUCGCCUGCAGAAAGGCAAUCUCGGCGACUGCUUUCACGGUGACGGGAGUGGUGAAUAAGUUUCUGACGGUGGCGAUCAAUGUGGUGAUUUGGGAUAAGCAUGCCACUCCAUUUGGUUUGGUUUGUUUGCUGGUGACUAUUGUGGGAGGGGUUCUUUACCAGCAGUCUGUCACCGGAGCUGGGAAUUCUUCGAAUAAGCCGACGAAUAGUAAGAACGACGACGACAAUGUGGAUAGCGGCGAAGAGAAUGGCUUGUCUGGUAAGAUUUCUGGUGUAUGAGUUAUGAACUAGAGCAUCAAUUCUUGUUCAAGUAGCUACAAAAAUUGGUUCUUGGUAACUAACUAUCAUAAUGUCUCAUUUACAGAGUU